Molecule: messenger RNA, 932 nt
Organism: Hemiscyllium ocellatum (epaulette shark)
Lineage: Eukaryota; Metazoa; Chordata; Chondrichthyes; Orectolobiformes; Hemiscylliidae
Product: annexin A13-like
Exons: 10
Coding region: 1-918 (305 amino acids)
Cellular component (GO): cytoplasm
Molecular function (GO): calcium ion binding; calcium-dependent phospholipid binding
Source: RefSeq, a predicted model, not a curated record
AUGUCAAGACAGCUUGAGGAAGAAACCGCAGUUGUACUUUGCUUAAUGAACAAUAGAGGAACAGAUGAAGUUGCUAUCAUCAAAAUCCUUGCAAAUCGUACAACAGCACAGAGACAAAAGAUAAAAGAGAAGUACAGAGCUUUGUAUGGAAAAGAUAUGGAAAAAGUGCUAAAAGGAGAUCUGAGCGGGUGCUUAGAAAAGACAAUUUUGGCCAUGCUAGACCGUCCCUGUGAAUUUGAUGCCAAGUUGCUGAAGGAGGCAAUGAAAGGAGCUGGAACUAAUGAAGAAUUGCUCAUUGAGAUUCUUUGCACACGGGCCAACUCACAAAUUACAGCCAUCAAAGAAGCAUACAAGCAAAUGUUUUCAAAUGAUCUAACAAUUGAUGUUCAAGGUGACACCAGUGGCACGCUGAGGAAAUUGCUGCUCUCAUUGCUUGAGGCUAACAGAGAUGAAGGAAUUGAAGUCAACGUAAACCUGGCUGAAAAAGAUGCAAAAGAGCUAUAUGAGGCUGGCGAAAACCGCUGGGGCACAGAUGAACUGGCAUUUAAUACUGUUUUAACGAAAAGGAACUGUUUGCAGUUAAGAGCUACUUUUAAAGCCUAUGAAACACUCUAUGGUACAGCCAUUGAGGAAGUGAUCAAAACAGAAACAUCAGGCGAUUUGAAGAAGGCCUAUCUAACAAUUGCUCAAUGCACAAAGGACUGUCAGGCAUAUUUUGCCGAGGUGUUACAUGAGGCGAUGAAAGGUGCAGGAACCAAUGAAGACACACUGAUUCGCAUCGUGGUAUCUCGCUCAGAGGUUGAUCUUCCAUCCAUUAAGGAGAGGUAUCAGGAGAUGUACAAGAUAUCUCUGGCAGAAGCAGUCAAAUCUGAGACGUCUGGCGAUUUCCAGAAAGUUCUGCUGGCCUUGAUAAAAUAAAAGGCAGUCAAUCC